CUCCUCCCCGCUCCAACGACCUCCCCCAUUUGGAUCCUUACUAGCCCUCAGCAUCCCACGCCGAUGGAGGCUGGGGACACUUCCUCCGGCGGCGGCGAGUCGGCGGGUGAGCUGGUGCUCCGCGCUGCGGCGCUGGUGCCAUGGACGCGCUACGCCCUGGCGGCCCUCGCCAUCGCCUCCGCGCUCCUGUACCGCUUCCUGGAGCUCCACUUCCUCGGCGACCUCCUCCGCGGCCUCCGCGGCGGCCGCGUCGCCCUCACCUUCCACCCCGACUCCCGCGUGUACCACCGGGUCGCCUCCAAGUGCCGCUCCCUCCACGGCAGGUACCUGACGACGCCGUGGCUGGCGAGCCCUCAUUUGCAGACAUUGUUCCUGAGCAUCUCCGGCAGACCUCCUUCGUUCACUUACAAGAGGCAGCUGUACACUGUUCGUGAUGGUGGAACCAUUGCUUUGGAUUGGUUACUAGCCUCUGAUAUUGAAGCUGGACAUGUUGGUUCUUGUGAUGGAACCAUUUCUAAGGAUGAUUCAACACCCCUUCUUGUUGUGAUACCUGGAUUAACUAGUGAUUCUAGUGCUGCUUAUGUGAAGCACUUGGUCUUUUCUAUGGCAAGCAAAGGAUGGAAUGUUGUUGUAAGCAAUCACAGGGGUCUGGGUGGCAUCUCUAUAACGUCUGAUUGCUUUUACAAUGCGGGAUGGACAGAAGAUAUGCGUGAAGUUGUUAAUUUUCUUCAUCAAAGGUACCCAGUGGCUCCACUAUUCACCGUUGGGACAAGCAUUGGUGCCAAUAUUCUGGUCAAGUAUCUUGGAGAAGAAGGUGAAAGUACGCCUGUAGCUGGUGCUGUAUCUAUUUGUUCACCCUGGGAUCUACUGGUGACCAACAGAUUUAUUUCACGCAAGCUUGUGCAGCGAUGUUACGACAGAGCUCUUGCAAUUGGUCUCAAAGGAUAUGCAAAACUACACCAACCAGUCUUAGCACGACUUGCAAACUGGGAAGCUAUUACAUUGUCACGCUCUAUCCGGGAAUUUGACCGCCAUGCCACAUGCGUUGUUGCAAAAUAUGAGACUGUGGACACAUUCUACCGCAAGUGCAGCAGUGCAAGCUAUAUUGGUAAUGUGUCAGUUCCCUUGCUUUGUAUCAGUGCUUUAGAUGACCCCCUUUGCACAAGGGAGGCCAUUCCCUGGGAUGAAUGCAGGGCAAACAAAAACAUUGUUUUGGCAACUACACCGAAUGGUGGACAUCUUGCUUUCUUUGAAGGCCUAACUGCCGGAAGACUAUGGUGGGUGAGGGCUGUUUCCGAGUUCCUCUGUGCCCUACAUGAUAGCCCCUACAUGCAUCAGCAAAAGGCACAAGAGCAUGAUUUGCACUCUUCGCUGGAAUCAUCGAUCGACAAGAGCCCAUAUGUGAACUUCAUGGAAGACGGAAUGGUAGCUGCAGUAACAAAUGAUGGUCCUGAUAACGAUGACAACUUGCAGAACCAGAUUGUUGGCGAAAUCGAACGGAAUGAUGACAUGGUUGCCGUACAACAGAAUGAAAACAGCAGGGAAAUACAGAAUGAAUGUGAGAGUGGGCUGGAGAACAAAAACCGCUCACAAGGGAACGCAAUGCCUGUCCAAGGCCACGGAGGAUCACAGGAACAGGGAGAACUAUGUGCGAAUAAAAUCCGUGAUGCCAUUGCUCCUGUUAAGAAAUCCAUAAACCAACUCACUCGAUCCCAGGGGAGGUCAGUCUGGUUGCUUGCUUACAUUGCUGUUGUAACGUCUUGGCCAUUGCUUGGCACCCUAGGUUAUUUCUUGUUUAGGAAAAAGUUUAGGAAUUCUCUGCCAGCUAAGAAGCUAUAGAAAUUGUGAUCACUCUGCCUACACAAAUUUGUUUCAGUUGUAAUAUGUAAAAUAAUCUUGGUCAUGACCAGUGAUGCACGUAUUUAUGCACCAUUGCCUAACAAGAAAAGAUCCAGCUGAAACGUAAUGCCUA
Messenger RNA from Phragmites australis (common reed), 1972 nucleotides. Its product is annotated as embryogenesis-associated protein EMB8-like. Gene Ontology annotation, molecular function: short-chain carboxylesterase activity; monoacylglycerol lipase activity. The transcript has 14 exons. The record is from RefSeq and is a predicted model, not a curated record. NCBI's taxonomy places the organism in Eukaryota, Viridiplantae, Streptophyta, Magnoliopsida, Poales, Poaceae. The coding region runs from base 64 to 1839 and encodes 591 amino acids.